AUGAGGUGGGAAAAGAUUGAGGUUAAGGCGAUAGGAAAAGAGGGUGAUGGUGUGGAAGUGAUAUCUGGGCCAGGCAAAAGGUGGGGUCACACCUGUAACUCCAUUAAUGGUGGUAGACAUAUCUAUGUCUUUGCUGGUUAUGGCAAAGAUAACUGCCAAACUAAUCAAGUUCAUGUCUUUGACACUGUGAACCAGACAUGGAGUCAACCUGAAAUAAAAGGCUCCCCACCUACUGCUAGGGACAGUCAUACUUGCAGUGUUAUUGGUCAUAAACUGUUUGUCUUUGGGGGUACUGAUGGGAUGAAUCCACUCAAGGAUUUGCAUAUUUUAGACACUUCUUUGCAAACAUGGGAUUCUCCGGUUAUACGAGGGCAAGGGCCAGAGGCACGUGAGGGUCAUAGUGCGGCUGUUGUUGGGAAACGGCUUUACAUUUUUGGUGGUUGUGGAAAAUCCGCUGAUAAUAACAAUGAGGUUUACUACAAUGAUCUUUACAUACUGAAUACAGAGACGCUUGUUUGGAUGCGCCCUACAACAUCAGGCACACCACCAUCUCCUCGUGAUAGCCACACUUGCUCAUCGUGGAAGAACAAAAUUAUUGUGAUAGGGGGUGAAGAUGGGCAUGAUUAUUAUUUGUCUGAUGUCCAUAUCCUUGACACUGAUACUCUAAUGUGGAGGGAGCUGAGUACAUCAGGCCAAUUGUUGCCACCUCGAGCUGGUCAUUCAACAGUUUCUUUUGGCAAGAACUUGUUCGUUUUCGGUGGAUUUACCGACGCCCAAAAUCUAUACAAUGACCUUUAUAUUCUUGAUAUUGAUACUGGUAUUUGGACAAACGUUACAACUACAACCAAUUGUCCUUCUGCUAGAUUUUCUGUAGCUGGUGACUGUUUAGACCCAUUUAAGGGUGGUGUUCUUGUGUUUAUCGGCGGUUGUAAUAAAAGUCUUGAAGCCCUGGAUGAUAUGUAUUACCUAUAUACAGGUAUUGCUAGAGAAAGUGAACAGAGACCUGAGAAGUUAUCUUUGAAGAAGCAAUUGAAGCUGAAAUGCCAAGAAGAACAAAAUCUCAUUCCUGGCCAAAAUCAAGUUAUGGUUGGAUAUGGAGUGGGUGCUGAUAUUGGCCAGGUCAUGAAUGUGUUGAGUUAUAGCCAGCCAAAUAGACCGAAUAUCCCAGUAAAUCAAUUGCUACCUUCUCAUGGAAAGAAAUCAUUUGAAGCCAAGGUUACUGAAAACAUCUCAGAAGGAUAUACUAUUGAAACUGUUAUUGAUGGAAAGCCUCUUCGCGGAAUUCUGUUUUUAAACAAACAAAACCCUCUUCACUCAUCCGCUCAUGCUCUUAAUAGCAGGAAAAGGACUGCUGGUGAAAUUGAUGGUGUCAUCUCAAAUGGUACACAUUCAAAUAUAUUAAAGACUCCUAAAGUGCUGAAGCAAAAUCAAAUGGAAAAUAGACAUCCAGAAUCUCUCGGUCACAGUUCUGAUGCUGUCAUUGCACUUGCAGCAAGCAAUCCAAUAACUGCCAAUGCAUCUGUUAACCAUAAGGUUGAAUCAGAAGCUGCUUCUUUGAAUCAAAAUGCUGAACAAAUUGAAACACCACCAACCUUGGGGGAAAACUUGAAAAAUGAUGGAGCAAAUCAUGUGACAAAUUCCAGAGUUGAAGCCCAAACCAAUGUUCAAACAAAUGUGGUGAUUCUUAACUUAGAAGCUUCAAGUCAUGAUAAAAAUAACGAUGCACCAAACUGCAACACAGAAUUUCUGAAACCUGCGACAGCUGAGAGUGCUGUGAAUUUCUCAAAUCAAGGUGCAGUGGUGGAUUCUACAACUCCAAGAACAGGAGAAUGCAAUGAACCAACAAAAUGA
This is a messenger RNA of Vicia faba (fava bean), 1851 nucleotides long. Lineage: Eukaryota; Viridiplantae; Streptophyta; Magnoliopsida; Fabales; Fabaceae. The record is from the annotation of a GenBank genome assembly.